Messenger RNA from Erpetoichthys calabaricus (reedfish), 3687 nucleotides. RefSeq names its product transcription termination factor 1-like. The transcript has 12 exons. Bases 553 to 3681 code for a protein of 1042 amino acids. Lineage: Eukaryota; Metazoa; Chordata; Cladistia; Polypteriformes; Polypteridae. The record is from RefSeq and is a predicted model, not a curated record.
UGUGAAUAUUGCAAAGCUUGAUUGAGAGUUUACUAAAUUGGAAAUUACAGGACAGCAAAUAUUUCAAGCCACCAGAUGCGCACGGGGGGACAAUUUACAGGUUCAGAUAGACCAGGGGGUUGGCACUCUAACCUGAUCCUCUCUCUUCUUGUUCCUCUGCAGUUGAGCCAAAGACCCCACCUUACGAUGACAUCACCUUCGGUCCAUCCACUGCUGAUGUCACUUCCGUCAACCUCUGAUGAUGUAAUUUCCAGUACCCAGAAUCCAUCUUACCGCCACAUCAGUUCCUGUUCUGGCCGCCCUAACUCCACCUCUUCCUUCUUUUCCACCAUAUUUAAGACCAGCAUACAGCCUGUUACUUCUGUUGUGAACACCGCUUCUGUUAACCGUGUUUCUUUUACUUUUCCUGACUUUUCAGUGUACGGGGUGGCCAUCCCCAAACCUUUUUCUGUCUGCUGCUUAUUUUUUUUUACCACAGUACGCAAAUUACAAGGAAUGGCAAUACAGUAAUCGGAAAGUUUUCUGUUAUAUAACACUAGUCCAAAUUAUACAAUGUUACUUGGCCGUUUGUGCCCUUGCGAUGGACCUUUAUGUCUUGCAUAUCAACAAAAGCCAAAGGGGAUAUUAAACAUGUCUAGUGAUUCUGAUGGAAGGACCACUUCUGGAAAAAAGCACAAGAAAAUGGAAUUCAAGAAUAAAGCUGCACAGGAGAUGCUUGAGCAUGAAGAUGACAAUGUAGACUAUAGCCCGAGUGGCCUGAUACAAUCAAAGAAAAAGCUGAAGAAGCACAAGCAUGCUUUGGAAGAGCAUGUAGAAGAAAGUCUAUUUCAUGAUGAAAUGCAAGAGAACCUGCAAAAGGUUGAAACAUGUCUGGACUACGAUGGAGCUGAGGAGUGUGACCCAUCUAAUAAGUUGUCUAGAAGUAAGAAAAGAAAGAAGCUGAAAGGUGCUGAGUCUGAGGAAUGCUCCAGUACUGACAAACCUUUGUAUGGUACCCAAGACGAAACAUGGAGGACUUUUACACUGCAUACCCCAAUCCAGAAGAAGAAGAAGAACAUGAGUCCAGAUGUGCUGCAAAAAGAGGCAGAUAAUCAUCUUACGACUCCGUUAUCACACAAGAAAAAAAAGUCCUUGCAGAAACUGGCAGAAGAGAGCUCGCUCACAGAUGAGACAUCCAGAAAGAAACUGAAGUCAAGGGCACAGGAUUUGGCUUUGGAUGUCACUUAUGACACACGUUUGGGUCCAGCCUUCAUAAUAGAGAAAGAUGAAAGUUGCUCUGUAAGUAGAUUUAAAGAGAAAAAGAAACAAAAAGCUUCCAAUGAGCUCUCUCUUAGUUUUUUGGAGGAGAAGGAGGCGGAUGGCCCCUCAUUUCUCGAACAAGUGUCAAAAAAAAAGAAAACAAGCCAUGAAAGCUCGGAGUCGCAGCCAGAGAAUGAGGAACCUCCAACGGCAGGUGGUUUGUGUAACUCUGAAAAUGAGGAUACUGUUACGGUAAAAAAAAACACAAACAAGAGCCAAAUGGCCACAAUUUAUACAUCAAAAUGGAAAUUUAUUGCACAGUCAUCUGAUGAAGAUACUUGGGAUUCUGAAAUGGAUGAUUGCAGUCCAGCUUCCUUGGAUAAGACAGGCAGAAAAGCAGAGCUUUAUCAAAGCCGAAAUCUAGUAAGGGAUACUAGCAUGGAAGAAGCCUGUGAGAUCGCCUCUGCUCAGAGAGAACAAAAUCAAAGUCCUGUCCUGGACAAAACCAAAAAGAAGCAAGAUGCAGCAGGUUUGAACUCUGUGGCGACCCCUCAUAAGUCUCUUACUCCAGUCCCAUCAGAAAUCAACUCCGCAGAAACUAACAGGAAUAAGAAAAGACUGACCUUUGAACUAAACGGAUCCAAGGUGGAAUUUCAGCCAUCUUCACAUGGAUCCAUAAAAAAGAGCAGGUCCCAAAAAAAUGUUUCAGGAGGACAUGUGACUGAGAACUCUGAGGUUUUAAAGUCAACUCAAAAUGGCAAGAAUCUAACACCAAGGAACGCCAAGAAGACAAAAGUGAAACAGACAUCAGCAGUAGAAACUGAAAGCCAGGGUGAGUUUUGCAUGUCUGAUGAUUCAUGGAACUCAUCCUCAUUCACUUCCGACCACUUUACUCAGAUCCAGGCUGAAAACUCAAAAAAUGAAGUACAAAUGCCUGAAGGCCACCCUGGUCAUUCUGCUAGCAUGCGUCUUAUACAGGCCUUAAAGGCUUCUACUCCUAAGAGGUCAAAAACAUCCAGGACUUGCCACAGCAAGCAGCGUCAGCAGCAAAUUGUGGAUACCGAUAAUCAAAAUCAUGAAGAACCCAUGUGUGGUGAUGCAGCAGAUUCCUCUCCAUUAGCAGGGCCCGUCGUAAACAACAAGAAAAAGAGACGUACAAAGAGCAAAGAUGAUGAAGAUUCCUCUGGGACUGUGAAGUGCCAGUCGAGGCCACAAAGUAUUCCAGCAUGCAGAGAAAAUGAGGAACCAUCUGAUGAAGACAUGAGCUUGGAUGAUGUUACAAGACAGUUAGAGCAAUUUGUCCCCAAUGUGCAUAAGCUGUCCACAGGUGUUAUACAUCGAAUGGCAAAAAAUGAUCUGGCAAGGUUUAAGCAAUUUCACGAAAAAGGUAUUUCUAUAAGAUCUGGAAAAUUUUCCAAAGAAGAAAAUGAAAGGCUGCAAGCAAAUGUCAAUGAAUUCAUGAAGACUACUGGCAUCUCUGAUGCUGAGAAACUUUUCUACCCUUUACGCUACCCAGAAGAAUUUACAGAUAUAAGGAAAUUAAAAAAAGAGCACAAAUUUAUUGUGUGUAUAGGGGAAGGAAUUCCACGACCAUCACAAGUUAUUUAUGACCGUGGGAGAAAAAUGUUUGACAGUCUGAGCUACAAGGGCAAGUUCACUAAACAGGAGACUGACGAUUUGGUGAGAUAUCAUAAUCUUCAUGGAAACAACUGGUCCAAAAUAGCUCCCCUUAUUGGCCGCAGUGAGCAUUCUUUGAAUCGGAAGUGGUCAAGGAUUAAAAAACACAGCUCUGGUCAAUGGAGUUAUUCAGAGAGGAAGUGUCUGAUAAAGGCUGUUAAGAGCCAACUAACAAAUAAACUGAAUGAAAGUAGUGUGGAAGACAAAGGGCAAGAGCAGGUGGCUUCUUUAAAACUAAACAAACUGAACAGUAUAACCCGGGAAGACCUGUAUCGUAAUAUUUCAUGGGAAACGGUGGCUAGUACGGUGAAGACUCGAACAUCCCUCCAGUGUAGAAACAAGUGGUUGUGCCUAUUACGAUUUAAAAUGACCAGGGACAGAGAUGUAUGUUAUGGGAUCAAAGGCAUCCAGGCCAGAAUAAACAUCAUUCAAAUAUUGUAUGAAAAGAAUUUGAAAGAUCACUCUGAAAUUAACUGGGAGGAACUUGCAGAUGUGAUUGGAGAUGUGCCCCCUUCGUAUGUACAAAACAAAUUUAGCCGCCUGAAGACCACUAAAGUUCCAGACUAUUCAAAGAAGACUUUUCCUGAGGUUAUCAACCACCUUUAUGCUCAUACCCUUCCAUACCUGGAGAACAAACUGCAGAAACUGGAGAAUCGUUAUGGUCCAAGGCACCAAGAGCAGCACAAGAGAACGCUUAGCUACACGCUGUGUGAAAUUUUUCAGAAUAGCGACGAUGAAGACAGUGAAGUUCAAGAGGAGCCAUAAUAUUUU